AUGUUUGGAAAGUUUAAGAGCAUGCUCAGCGGCCCCCAGGUGCCAGCUGCAGCUCCUGAUCCUGCUCCUGCUCCUGCUCCUGCUAAGGAGGAGAAGCCGGCUGAUAAAGAGAAUGAGACCAAGAAAGAGGACAAGCCACAGGAUCCGCCGGCUCCAGCACCGGCCCCUGCACCAACUCCUGCACCGGCCGCAGCUCCUGCACCGGCCGCAGCUCCAGCACCAGCUCCUGCACCGGCUCCUGCACCGGUUCCUGCACCGGCUCCCGCACCGGCUCCAACAUCCAACCCUGAUCAGCCUGCGCCUGAGGGAGAGGAGGCGGCUCCUCCUCCACCCAUAGUCAUCAACAGGUACUCGGACGACCAGCUCAGAGCCAUCGCCAAACUGAUGAGAGACAGACUGAAAAUCUACCAGGAGAAGGUUUCUGAUCCACAUGCGUCGUCACCCGAAAUAUCCCCUCCCGUCACUCCGCUGAUACGCAAAGACGACUACGCCGUGCUCAUCGAGGAGAGGAAGAAGAAAGCAGAGGAGGACCGGAUACAGAAAGAGGAGGCGGAUAAGAAGAAGAAGGAGGAGCAGGAGAAGAAAAAGAAGGAGGCCGAGGAGAAGAAGAAGCUGGAGGAGGAGGAGAGGAAGAAGGCAGAAGCUCUGGAGGAGAAGAAGAAGGUUCCCCUGAAGGCGCAGUUGAAGCAGAGCGCCUGGGCGCUGGUGGACGGCACGCUGAAGCCCAUGGAGGACGGGAUGGACAGCGUCCUGGGCCACACCAUCGACCCCUUCACGGACCGGCGCUACAUCGCCUGGCUCAGCGUGGUGACGCUGGCCUUCAACUACAACCUGUGGUUCCUGACGGCGCGGCUGUGCUUCCCGUACCACAACGAGAACACCAUCUCCUACUGGUUCGGCGCCGACCUGCUGGCCGACUUCAUCUACCUCACAGACUCCGCCUUCUUCCAGUCCCGCAAGCAGUUCGUCAGAGCCGGAGACAUCAUAAAAGACAGAUCACUUACGAAAAACCACUACAGAGAAUCUGAGAGAUUCAUGGUUGACAUGAUGUCUCUCUUGCCGUUUGACUUGCUCUACCUCCAGUUUGGAUUUAAAUCUAUUUUCAGAGCCAAUCGAAUACUGAAAGUGGACACAUUUUUUGAGUUCAGUGAUCGUCUUGAAAGCAUCAUGGCCAAAGCUUACAUCUGGAGAGUGAUUCGCACCAUCGGCUAUCUCCUCUUCAUGCUCCACAUCAACGCCUGCUUGUACUACGUGGCUUCAGACUAUCAGGGCAUCGGCCAAACUAAAUGGGUCUACUCUGGCAAUGGCAGCGCGUACCUGCGUUCUUACUACUUUGCUGUUCGCAGCCUGAUCAACAUCGGGGGUCUUAGCGAACCCCACACCGUCUUUGAGAUUGCCUUUCAGAUGACUAACUUUUUCGUGGGCGUCUUUGUGUUCUCCAGUUUAAUUGGACAGAUGAGGGACGUCAUCGGCGCCGCGACGGCAGGACAGACCUAUUUCCGUUCUUCAAUGGAUGGCACCGUCGCCUACAUGGUGACCAACCGCAUCCCCGGGCUGGUGCAGAACAGAAUCCGUACCUGGUACACCUACACCUGGGAUGCUCAGGGCAUGUUAGACGAGUCUGAGCUGCUGGAUAAGAUGCCUCUGGUGAUGAGAACCGCCAUCGCUGUGGACAUCAACCUGGUUACCUUCCAGAAGAUUGAUCUUUUCAAGGGCUGUGACCAGCAGAUGUUGGUGGAUAUGUUGCUGCGACUGAAGUCGAUCGUCUACCUGCCCGGAGACUUCGUUGUGAAGAAGGGAGACAUCGGUAAAGAGAUGUACAUCAUCAAGAGUGGAGCGGUGCAGGUGGUGGGAGGACCCGACAACAGCAUCGUGUUCGUCACGCUGAAGGCCGGCUGUGUGUUCGGAGAAAUCAGUCUCUUGCAGUCGUCUAAAGACGGCGGGAACAGGCGCACGGCUAACGUCAAAGCCUACGGCUUCGCUAACCUGUUUGUUCUGGAGAAGAAGGACCUGUUCGACAUCCUGAUCCACUACCCCGAGUCCCAGAAGGUUCUGGCCAGGAAGGGAAAAAAGCUGAUGAAGUCCAAGGGCCCGGCUGCAGCUAAAGCCGAAGAGGACAAGAAGAAAGGCCUGGCGCUGUUCGGACCCAAGCCGCCCACACCCAAACUGCUGCGAGCCGUCGGAGGAACCAUCAACCGAGGCUUCAUCAACAGGAUGAAGGGUGCGUCUGGUGGCAACUGA
Salarias fasciatus (jewelled blenny) is the source of this 2241-nucleotide messenger RNA. RefSeq names its product cyclic nucleotide-gated cation channel beta-3-like. Gene Ontology annotation, biological process: monoatomic cation transmembrane transport. The record is from RefSeq and is a predicted model, not a curated record. The transcript has 17 exons. The coding region runs from base 1 to 2241 and encodes 746 amino acids. Gene Ontology annotation, cellular component: plasma membrane; intracellular cyclic nucleotide activated cation channel complex; photoreceptor outer segment. Lineage: Eukaryota; Metazoa; Chordata; Actinopteri; Blenniiformes; Blenniidae. Gene Ontology annotation, molecular function: cGMP binding; intracellularly cAMP-activated cation channel activity; protein-containing complex binding.